GUGUUCUGGGAAGGACAAUGGGAGGUUCCUAAAUCGUGCUAGGCGCUGCAGUUGUAACUUGGGUCCUCCUUCACAAUCUAGGUUAAAUGUUGCAGCGAAAUUUCUAUCACUACAUCGAGAUAUUCGUGACGCGGAUCAUUUCACUGAUCGCUUCAAAAAGUACUUCGUGCCGUACAUUAAAAGGUAUAGUAUAGGCUACCCAGAUGGAGGAAACUGCCGAAAAUGGUCAUCCUGUCAAAUACUAUCGGCUGUCAGAAAUCGAGGAGCGAAAUACGUUCAAGUGUACAUGGAUAAUCAUACAACACAAUAUCUAUGAUGUGACACAAUUUCUGGAAGAGCACCCAGGUGGCGAGGAAGUGUUGCGUGAGCAUGGGGGCGGGGAUGCCACGGAGAGCUUUGAGGACGUGGGACACUCGUCAGAUGCCAGGGAAAUGGCUGCCAGCAUGGUCAUUGGUGAACUGCAUCCUGAUGACAGACCAAAGAUUGCUAAACCACCCGAUUCAAUAGUGACAACAGUUAAGGAAACCCAAAGUUGGUGGAGCAACUGGGUCAUUCCUGGUCUGGUUGCAGCCAUUGUCACAGUGUUGUACCGCAUGUACAUGGAAAAGGAACAGUGACAUUGUUUUUCAGCGCCAUCAUCACAACACGUCAAUCAAACUCAUAGAUGUGCAGACGGACAGGUACAUUGGCCAAUUAGGAAGCCCGGUGGCGCAGGACGAGGUGUGGAUAUGUGUUCCAGCCCAGCAUUAACUGCAGCUCUGACCCCAGUCACUGAUUAAACCACUCAUUCAUCUGAGUUGCUGGUUCUGGUGUUGGUGCCAUGGGCUUGAAUAGAGGCAUUCAGUCUGUGUACACUUGUAAGACCAGGACUAGGGGCCAAUCACUAACAACUUUUUGCGUCUCGGAAAUAAUUGUGUAGAUAAAGGCAACAUUUCUAUGUGCCUCCUAGAAAGUUAGAAGUACAAUUUUUGGCCAUACACCUCAUGGCUUUCCAUCUUUCUCUGCUCCAUGAGCACCAGUUUCUAUGAGCAAGAACUAGAGGCUAGGAAAUAGGAUUAACUGAGACCCUAGUUUUUUUUCUCCAUAGCGUCCAAGAUGGAUCGGUUGUGAUGUCACCACUUUCUUUAGGACUGUAGGUUAUUCAGCCUGCAGACAAAUCUAUAGUACCCUGAAAUAAAUGUAUGCUAAUCCUCCAAUUAUGCAGCAUUGUGCUAUCGUUAAUGAAGGCUCUUGUUUAUGUUGUCCUGUUGAAGUUGAUUUAUAUUUUACAGUAAACAAAUAAAUACUAAUAUUUUGGUAAAUUAAAUAUAUUAUAAUUAUUAUAAAACUGAAAGGAGGGGGGUACAGCUUAGUGGUUAGAGCACUUGACUGCAGAACAAGAGAUGGCUGGUUAAAACCCACUAUUCUGUAUCACUUUGGCGAUUAAAUGAAUACAUUAUCUUAUCAAAUGCAGAAAAAACAUGCAAAAGCCGUAUUCAUACAAAAGCUAUUAUUGCUCAUAACCAGCAACAAUCCCAGAGUAAGAUACUUUAGCAAAAAUCUAAACAGUGAAAUGACAAUAACUACUGGGUACUUCCUUUAACUCUAACAUUCCAUAUGACAUUUGAUCAGACGUGUGUGAAUGAGGCGGAUGUUUCAUAGGAAGCCUUCACAGUUGCAGGCUAAAUAGGCUUACUGAAAUGACCAAGGCUGGGUUUCCCAUAUUUGCUAAGAAGAUAGCGAAUCUGGGAAACCCGGCCCAACUAUACUCUGGCCCCUAUAGUAAUUGCCCCUGACAAAUACUGUACAGCAUGUUGGGUUUAAAUGAAACGUGUUAUGGAUUCACCUGCUCAAAGCUGCUAAUCAUCCCCUGUAAGAGACAUGGGUGUACAGACAUUUUACAGAUUUGUUUUUACAAUAAAGUGAUUUAUGAUACGUAAGUUUA
Messenger RNA from Hypomesus transpacificus, 1924 nucleotides. It is a transcript of the gene cyb5a, whose product is annotated as cytochrome b5. Lineage: Eukaryota; Metazoa; Chordata; Actinopteri; Osmeriformes; Osmeridae. The transcript is spliced from 5 exons. Bases 204 to 617 code for a protein of 137 amino acids. Gene Ontology annotation, cellular component: intracellular membrane-bounded organelle; membrane. The record is from RefSeq and is a predicted model, not a curated record. Gene Ontology annotation, molecular function: heme binding.